AUGCCCGCUUCAGCGAACCUCAAAGAAACUGCGCCCGCGUUCUGUCUUUUCAAGGUCCCCAGCGGCAACUCCAAGGCCGAUUUUGACAGCCAGCUAGAUGAAUUUGCAACCAAGAUAGCACAGCUCCCCACUGUACAGAAGAAUUGGGCUGCCCUCGAGCUCGUUGUUCAAAACAGCAAGCUGGACGAAUCCAUUGUCAAUUUGGGACUCCCCGCACCUCAGCAAUACGGAGCCAUUAUCACGCAAGCUCAUAGCAAUGAUCACUGCGCUGAGCUCAGCAACGACCCAUCGAUGCAGGAGGCAAUCGCUGCGGCCGCCAACUCGGGCGCGCUCGCGGACUCGUGCGUCUUCUCCGCGGAUCUGCACACGACCGUCCACAUCCCCGAGGCCGACGAGCGCACGCACGUCUUUGGCGUAUUCAAGACUCACCCAGAGAUCCCUAUCCCCGAGCUUCAUGCCAGGCUGGAGCGACUGAUGGAUUCGGUGAUGCAGACCGUUCCCGCGGCAAAGGCGAAUCUGGUCCAGCAUUCCCUCUGGUUCCCGAAGACGGACGCGGUGUCGGACCAUAUCCGUACCGCCGGAUUCGAAGCGCCCAAGGACGACAUCUUUGUCGUGAUUCUGGAAACCGAGGACGAGACCAUGGACAAGCUGGUCGAGCUCAUUCAAGAUCAGACGUUCCAGAAUGCUAUCACCAAUGGACUGCAGGACUAUCCCCACCUCUUGGAAUGCUCGAUCUUUUGUACUGACGUCUUUCCGCGGUUGUGAGCGCCAUAGGCCCGACGUUCGUCGAUGACUCGUAAUGAUAGUGGCGUGAAAUUAGUCUGUUGUCUUCUUGAAUGGAGUGUUUCAAUUGUCGAUGAGGGGAAAUUGCGGGACAAGGUCCGAUGGGUGUGACACGGAAGGGUGGUGGCAGAGUGAGCACGAUUAUCCUCGAAAACGUAGUCAGUCAAUCGUAGCCUCCGCAAGACGCACUCAAAGGCCGCAGAUGACCAUUGUGGAGACGCUCAGGCGGAGCCGCGCGGGCACUGAAUGAGUGCUACGGAAAAACCAAGGAACGAUCACGUGC
Molecule: messenger RNA, 1066 nt
Organism: Mycena citricolor
Lineage: Eukaryota; Fungi; Basidiomycota; Agaricomycetes; Agaricales; Mycenaceae
Source: the annotation of a GenBank genome assembly